CUUUUUCAUCGCAAAAUCAUCAUUUACCUCUUGCUUUCAUCAUCAGCAACCCCCGAGUCGAUCGAGUGACGACUUCUCUUCAUGAAGCUGUAACUACCAGCCCCCGUCUCCGGCUUCGCGCAGCCCGUCGCGCUCCUGCAAGCCAGCAGCAAUCAUGCAGAUCGACCCGGCCGCUUUGAGCCGGACAGAGUCGACAUCGACUUCUGUCGCGACGCCAAAGGCUCCUAGUGGUCCUGCGAAUCAGAAGUAUACAAAGGCUCUGAUUUCUGUUCCGCGACUCGACCUCGAGCCAAUCUACACGGAGCUGAAGGCCGCUAUCGGUGACAACUGGGCCGAGUAUAAGGAGUCUACAGCUCUCUUCCUCUUAGGGCAUUCAAACCAAAGUGAAUUCUCGUCGCGCGUCGAUCAUAUAAUAUGCGCCGACCCAAAGACCGAGCAUCUUCAUAAUAACUUCGUAUGCGCUAUUAUCGGGAACCUGACGAGAGACCUCCCUGAUCAUGGCGUUGCCAGUUGGGUGUCGGCGAACGACAAGCCCUCCGUGGUGUCGAAACCCGUCUCGGGCGAUGCUGCAGAACAGCGACUGAAGACGGAGGUCAUGCAAAUACCACCGAGGGAUCGUCGAAGAAUAAAGGCUAUUCCAGAGCCCGAUCCUGGUGAACUGCUGCACCAUGAACUGGAAGAGUACCAUCGGGCAAAGCAAAUAAAAUUGCCAAAUCAAGUGCCGGCAAGUGCCGGCGGCUUAAACAAAACAAACUGGGAGCUAGAAAUUCGGAAACGCUACGCACAACCUCUGGCUUCGGAAACGGGUGAGUUUCCAGAUGCGGAAUCCAUACAUGCGCGCAUGGUCCCUAUAUGCUACGAAGAAUCGAUCGCCAGUGGCGCCGGCUUUCCCUGCGCGGAACUCAUGGCGAUUGCUACAGAGACAUUUGUCAAGGAGGUUCUUUCGGUUGUCUUUUCGCGGACUCGAUCUAAUGGACCGUCCGGCACCAUCAAUGGGAUGAUGACUCGCAAGUAUCGACAGCAACUUGAGCGAGAAGAACUGGCUUACACCCGUGGCGAGAUAGUCAAGGAUACUGCAACAGGCUUACUUCCAGUCGAAGCCAAGGAAGCAAGCACUAGAAAACCUCUUGGAGUUAGGGACCUCCGACUAGCCUUGGAAAUUGGUGGCGGUUUCCUAGCUCAUAUGCCUCUAGUUGCUGACGAGAUCAUGGGGUGCUAUCUCGAGGAUGAACUGGAGGUCGAAAGGCAAGAUGGAACAGCAGACGAUGUGACUGAAAUUUCAGUUACUAACGACGACACGAAACUUCCCUACGCUGAUGAGAUGGAAUUGGACGACAGCGAUAUCGAUUGGGAAGGAGGCACACUAGCGGAUAGAGAGCAAUUGAGCUCUCUACUAGAUGAGUGUCUAUCCAUGGCUUCAUGA
Messenger RNA from Monascus purpureus, 1423 nucleotides. The record is from the annotation of a GenBank genome assembly. Lineage: Eukaryota; Fungi; Ascomycota; Eurotiomycetes; Eurotiales; Aspergillaceae.